AUGCCGGCGAUCGUUUUAUUAAAUCCGGAAGAUAUAGGUAGUUUGGCUCGUGUACUAGACACUUCGGAUAACAGCGAUGAAGCAGUCUAUUGGCGUGAACGAACCUUUAUAGUUAAAAUAGAAGAUGAUGAAUAUAUUUGUAAACCAAAAAUUAUUCAACAAUUUGAUGAAUCCGACGACGUCUAUGAUAGCAUUGCUGAUAUACCAGAAGCUGCUAAUCAUAGUAGACAAUGGCGUAAACAACAUGGUAUAAUAUCUGAUGAUAAUUCUGAAAUUGCUAGUUCUGAUGAACAAGAUGUUGAAGCUGAAGAUACAAUUGUUAAUGGAACUUCAGAAUCGAUUGAGUUCGAAGAAUGGCUUCAAACUGAAAACAAAACAGCUAGUAAGACAAGAGCAUUGUCAACAACAUCAUUGUCAUCAACAACACCAUCAUCAAUACCAUCAUUAUCAGUUUCUGGAUGCUCUUCAUCGAUUACAGUUAUGGACGAGUUUGGAGAUGUCGUUGAAGAUGAAGAGUUGGCUAUAGCAAUCGUAGCCGAGAAAGAAGCAGCAGUGAGAGCUAAGAUGGCCAUGGAAAUGGCUCUUCAAGCUGCGAAAGAAGCUGAAGAAAUAUAUAAAAAAGUCAGCAUGCUUAGAGCUAAAAAGCCUACGAAAAAGACAGUCGUACCACAAAUUGAUGAAAUUUACACGUACGAAACAGCAUAUGAGCCGAUGCUAACAACAAUCAGUAAUACUCCUCAAACAAUGUCAACGUUAGCAGACAUCGAAAUAAUAAUUGACGAUAUAGUUGUAGUUAUAGAAACAUUAGAUUCUGCUGUAAACCUCAGCAUAGCUACAAUUGAUACGGUUGACGCCAUUGUUGAAGUAGUUAGUCUUGUACAUAAUUAA
This is a messenger RNA of Rotaria sordida, 888 nucleotides long. NCBI's taxonomy places the organism in Eukaryota, Metazoa, Rotifera, Eurotatoria, Philodinida, Philodinidae. The record is from the annotation of a GenBank genome assembly.